UUAUAAUCAAUUUUAAUAUUUACUUCCAAACUUUUAAAUAAAGUAAAUCUACCACGUCAUAUUUUCUUACUACUAUUAUCAAAAACGAUAGACUUUUUACUGAUGAAAAAAAUAAAUAUAUAGUUAUUUUCAACAAAAUGAAAGGAAUACUUUGGAUCAUUUGUUACAACUAAAAUCUAGGAAAUAACUGAGCGCGGGAAUUUUCAAAUUGAUGUAGCUAAAACGGGGAAUUUCAUUAUGCUGAUUCUUCAAAGAAUGUAUUGUUUGGUGAGUCAUAAAAGUUUGAGAAGUCUGUUCAUACCCAAUUCAAGAAAUAACAAAGUUCUUAAUUUCAAAGAAAUCAUUAGCAUGAGAACUGAUUCUAUGCCUUUAUUAUAUCACUCUUUGAUGACAAUUUUGGACGUCUUGGAAAAACCCGAGAACAAGAAUACUGAUGGAGUCAAAGAACUACUGGACAUUUAUGAAAAAGUAAAGGAUGAGAAUUCUAAAUAUAAAGCUGCAGGUGAAGUUAAAACCCAUCCAUUGAUUGUAUUAGAAGGACUAGAUGGAUCAGGAAAAACCACAGUUGGUAAUCGUUUCGCAAAGAAAAUUGGAGCUAAGAAAUGGAAAACUCCUCCUGAGUCUAUAUCUCAUAUUCGACACCUCUUUGAUGAUAAUAAUAAUCUGCGAACAGCUUACUAUUCCUUGGGAAAUUACAUUGCAGCUUUAGAAGUGGAAAUGUUGUUGAAAAAUUGUCCGGUUGUGAUGGAUAGGUUUUGGCAUUCUACAGCUGCUUAUGCUAUAGCUCAAUCAAUACAGGAUAAAGGAGAUAUGUAUGUGCUGCCUGCAAAAGGAGAUAAGAUUUAUUGUUGGCCAGAAGAUUUAUUCAAGCCUGACAUUGUAUUAUUACUAAAUGUCAGUGAAGAGGUUAGGCUACAAAGACAGUCGAGAAGAACCAAUGUUACCACUCAAGAAGAACUACUGAACUCAUGUUCAGAAUUUCGAAAACAAGUCAUUGAAGCAUACCAGAAUAUGUACAACCCCGGUGUGAUACUCAUCAACGGUGAUCUAUCAUUUGGAGCAGUUCUUGGACAACUUCAAAAAGAAACUAGCAGUCUGUUGAAAAAGUAGUUUAUGGUUCAGUCGUGUGUCCUAGCCAGAUUUAAAUAUCUAGCUUUCAAAAAGCCCAUUACUUAUUCUGUACUUGAUUCAGUUGUUUCAUUCUUUCAAAAAUAAAUGGUUCAAUAUGA
This is a messenger RNA of Leptinotarsa decemlineata (Colorado potato beetle), 1229 nucleotides long. Its product is annotated as UMP-CMP kinase 2, mitochondrial. The record is from RefSeq and is a predicted model, not a curated record. Gene Ontology annotation, molecular function: dTMP kinase activity; nucleoside diphosphate kinase activity. NCBI's taxonomy places the organism in Eukaryota, Metazoa, Arthropoda, Insecta, Coleoptera, Chrysomelidae. Gene Ontology annotation, biological process: dTTP biosynthetic process; dUDP biosynthetic process; dTDP biosynthetic process. Gene Ontology annotation, cellular component: cytoplasm; mitochondrion.